AUGUACUGGAGGCCAGCUGCGGAUAAAAUGUUACGAUUCUUGACUACAAUCUCAAUUUAUUCAUUGAUCGUCACCUCUGGAGCUUCGGCAAUUGGAGUUUGGAAAGCAAUUUCAAAUUUUGCAUCCGAUUUCUAUCAGGAAUCAGCCAAGUCGACAACUGGAAAUGUGAUCAUUUCGCCAUUUUUGGUGGCCAAUUCACUGGCUCUUCUUCUGCAAGCUGCAAACGGAAAUACUUUUGACCAAAUCAGAAAUGGACUGCACUUGAGCGGUGACAAAACAGCGAUAGCAAAUCAAUUUCUUGAACAUUAUGGAAUGUUGCAACGAGGCAUUGGAAGUGCAAGUUUAUCGAUUGCCAAUCAAAUUUACGUGCAGCAAGGUAAUGAACUAAAUAAAACCCUGCAAGAGGUGGCCGUUCAAAAGUUCCAAUCGGCAAUUGAAUCGGUAGAUUUCGCGAAAAGAGAUGACACAGCUCAAGCAAUUAAUCAUUUCGUCGAGGAGAAAACGCAAGGAAAAAUCAAAGAACUGAUCCAACCGAAUAUGCUGACAUCUGAUUCUGGUAUCAUUCUAUUAAAUGCCAUUUACUUCAAGGGCGACUGGGAACGCAAAUUCAACGAAAAAUUCCUCACCAAGCAAAAUUUUCAUAACAGUGAAACGGAAACGGUUUCAGUUGAUUUUAUGCACAUCGAAGAUGAAUUCAAUUUCGCGUUGUUGGAUGAUUUAGACGCGGCUGCACUUGAAAUGAAAAUACGGCUAGAAACGAAGUUGAAACAUCAUAGUUUAGCAUCGAUCAUUCAUAAAAUGCGAUUAGAGGAAGUUGAGGUCGAUAUUCCAAAAUUUAAAUUCGAGUUUGAAAUUAAACUCAAUGAUGUUUUGAAACAUCUGGGAAUAGGCGAAAUGUUCACACCAAAAACCGAUCUGAGUGGCUUUUUUGAAACUGGCGAAUCGUUGCAAGUGUCUGAUGUUUUGCAUAUGGCAUUCAUCGAAGUUAACGAAGGUGGAUGUGAAGCAGCCGGUGUGACAAGUUACAAAGUUGUUACUCGCAAUAAUCCAGUCAAGUUCCGCGCGAAUCGACCAUUCUUAUAUUUCAUUUGGGAUAACAAUAGUAAAACCACUGUUUUUAGUGGUCGCAUUACAGCGCUCAAUUAAUUAUUUGAAUGUUUGUGUUGGUCUUUCAAUAGAAAAUAUAAAAUACCAUUCAAAAAAGAACAGAAAAUUGUAUCAAAAUGAUAUUGAAUAAAUCUGAAGAAAAAUAAAUAUUCUUUGCUUUUUUGUAGCAUCCCGUGUGGAAAAUUUUUCGUUGAUUAAUUUGGGACAUUUUGACUGACUAGAAGUGAUUGUCUCGAACUAAAUAAACAACUGUAGUUAACUUUAUACACUUUCACACAAAUGUUCAAAUGUUUUAAUC
This is a messenger RNA of Sitodiplosis mosellana (orange wheat blossom midge), 1405 nucleotides long. RefSeq names its product serine protease inhibitor 42Dd-like. The record is from RefSeq and is a predicted model, not a curated record. NCBI's taxonomy places the organism in Eukaryota, Metazoa, Arthropoda, Insecta, Diptera, Cecidomyiidae. The transcript is spliced from 7 exons. Bases 1 to 1146 code for a protein of 381 amino acids. Gene Ontology annotation, molecular function: serine-type endopeptidase inhibitor activity.